Messenger RNA from Trachymyrmex cornetzi, 1920 nucleotides. Its product is annotated as cell adhesion molecule 2. The record is from RefSeq and is a predicted model, not a curated record. The transcript has 6 exons. NCBI's taxonomy places the organism in Eukaryota, Metazoa, Arthropoda, Insecta, Hymenoptera, Formicidae. Bases 781 to 1674 code for a protein of 297 amino acids.
UUUCUCUCCCUCUCUUCCUCUGUCUCUCUCCUCUCCCUUUCCCUCAUACAUCGGUGUGCGCACCCCCGUUCCCCUUGACUCGCCGCACCAACCCUCUCUCGCGCGCGCCUCGGCGCCUCGUCCUCCUCCGGUGCCGAUGCCGCAGUACCGACUGCUUUCCGCGGAAGGUGGAAACCCGUGUAACGCAGCCGUAUAUAGAUUUUCAAUUAGUCAAGGGGCGGCCGUGGAGAAAAUUAUGUGUCGCGUGUCACCACGAGUCGCCGCAAGUACUUGAAACACUCGUCGCUGCCGUCACAAUUCGCCGCUGUCAGCAUCAUACUCUUUGGAUUUUACCGACGCAAUUCUCGUUUGCGCGCGCGAGUGCGAAGCCGCGUGCAUCUCUUGCGCGCGGGUAUAACCGCGUUGCAUCGCGCGCGUGUUCUCUCCUUCGUUCGCUCGACUGGCCAACGUGGAAAGAUCGAUUUCCCACCGGCGACUCUCCAACGAAUUCGAAACGUUUGGAAAAAAAAAAAGUAUAAAAAAGCGCGCGUACGAGUUCGCCGCGGCCGAGUGUUUACCAGGAUCACAUUGUGGUCUCGGUCCUUUCCUCUUCUCCCAUCCGUCCUGUGUGAGGAGCGAUGAUAACUCGUCGCCAGUGACGACGGUCGCGGGAGUUGGGAGAUAGGUCGAUCUCCUUUACCUGCCGCCGUCGUGUUGCGCUGUGCCGAGCGCCGAGCGCCGAGCGCAUCAUCGUCGCGGAGCGUUCCCGACGAUCCUGGAGAAUCACUCGCGGGAGCGAGGAUGUUGCGCGCGGCCUUCGCCGUCCUACUGCCCCGGCUCCUCGUAUUGUCGUCGCUGCUGAUCCAUUCAGGCGUCGUCGUCGUCGUCGUCGCCCUACGCAUGACGUCCCUGCAGAUACCGGAGCACGUCGUGCUGAAUGAGACGGUGCGCAUGCAGUGCAACUUUAACUUGGACAAAGAGCUAUUGUACUCCGUGAAGUGGUACAAGGAUGGCCACGAAUUUUAUCGCUAUACACCCAGAGACGCGCCCAUGGUGCUAACGUUCCCGGUGCCUGGCGUAAACGUAAACAGGGACGAGUCCACCGAGAGUUCGGUUGUCUUGAACAACGUGAAUCUGACGAGCUCGGGGAGGUAUCGAUGCGAGGUGUCGGGCGAGGCCCCCGCUUUUGAGACAGUCUCUGAUCACGGGGACAUGACUGUAGUUGUUCUACCUAACGAAGGACCGCAGAUAACCGGUGGUCGUUCCAAGUAUCAAGUCGGCGAUGUCGUUCACAUGAACUGCACGUCGGCACCUUCUAAACCACCUGCGCUAUUGUCUUGGUUCAUCAACGACGAGCCGGUUAACACCGACUACCUGAUAGGGCCCAAUAUCGUCAACGAAGGGAAUGGCCUGGAGACCGCGAGACUCGGUCUGAAAUUCCGCGUCGCGAACAAGCACUUCAGGCGAGGCGACAUGAAGCUAAAGUGCUUGGCCACAAUAGCCACGGUCUAUCUACAGAGCAACGAAGAGAGCGUGGAGGGCGACGAGAGCAUUCUGAAAACGCCUAUAAUGGAGAGUCGCGAGACCCGGGCACAGAGCCACACUCGCGAGGAUCUGACGAACGGAUCCGCAAGUGUUGCAGUCCAAUGGACGAUCCUCAUCGCUCUGAUUACAUCGAUCGCAGUCGCGCGAUAAUAAUGACGAACGUUUCUUUUUCCUUUUUUUUUCUUCUCCCCUUUCUUUUCUUUUUCCACGUUGCUUCCUAAUCAUGUAAACGUUAUACGAGAGAUCGGUUUCACCCUAUCUACUACUAAUUCCUAAUUCGCAUAAAAUAAAGCGAUACCAAUAUGCAUAUAAUAAGUGUACACGUCCAUUUACACGUCGUCGCAGCGUAUGAUAAAAUCUACAAUUAGGGUAACCAUCCCUCUUAGUGUGCCUUUA